Messenger RNA from Cuscuta campestris, 954 nucleotides. NCBI's taxonomy places the organism in Eukaryota, Viridiplantae, Streptophyta, Magnoliopsida, Solanales, Convolvulaceae. The record is from the annotation of a GenBank genome assembly.
CUGUUCAAUGAGCCUCCAUUCACUUUUCUCAAUCAGAUUCCGUUCCAGAUCCAAUUAGUGCCGUCUGCCUUGGACUUGCUCCUGAGUCCUGUGAUUAGAAAUAAUUCAAAAUGGAAGACAUCACAAUGUCAGUCAGCAAAACGACCCAAGAGCUAGCAAUGGAGGGACAGAAACAUCUAGAAGAAACAAUUGAAGCAGCAUAUCAAAUCCUUGCUUUAAUGAACAAUGAGCUCUGCAACCCUGCAUUAUGGUCUAUCACCACUUCUUCCAGUAACACUACAAAUUCCCCAAUUGUUGCUGCUAAUAGUAACAAUUCGCUUUCCCAAAACGGAGCCGGAAAUGGAGACUCUGUCUAUGAUGGAACAGGUCAUGGCAGUGUUAGUUCUGUUAAAGGAAAUGGAGCUCUCGAUGAAGCUCGAUUUCGGUAUAAAAGCUCCAUAGCUGCUCUUCGCAGGGUACUUGCUGCCAUUCCGAUUUCUCGCGAGGCAAAAGCAUUUGAAACCAGUUCAGGUUCUCCAGAAGAUGAAGCUGAUGUUGAGAAAUUGGAAGUGCAAGCUUCCAAUCUUAGAAAGGAACUUUUCAAGAAGAAUGGAUACAUUAAACUUCUCAUUGAUCAAUUACGAGAUCUUAUCUCCGAUUUAUCUACUUGGCAAAGUCCUUGCUCGGCAUAAAGUCUGUGUAAAUAGCAUGGCAUGAAAGUUGAGAUUAUAUAUCGUAAUUUAUUUUCCAAAGGCAAGUCCCGGCCGGUGAUCUAAUUAUGAUUUUUCUUAGAAGUUAAUCUCCAAUUUUGUAGUUAAUUAUAUACUGUAGAAAGGUUGUGGUCAUUUUUCGAAUAGCUUUGGCUUUUAUGAGAGAAUUUUGGCAUGAUGUUGUACUUCAUGAUGUGUUGAGUCAUAUGGAUGAAGCCUUUGUCGAGACGAGUCCUCUUUUAUGUGGGAAUUUAAUGGUUAUUUU